Molecule: messenger RNA, 1841 nt
Organism: Pundamilia nyererei
Lineage: Eukaryota; Metazoa; Chordata; Actinopteri; Cichliformes; Cichlidae
Gene: adprm
Product: ADP-ribose/CDP-alcohol diphosphatase, manganese-dependent
Exons: 3
Coding region: 271-1287 (338 amino acids)
Molecular function (GO): manganese ion binding; CDP-glycerol diphosphatase activity; 2',3'-cyclic-nucleotide 2'-phosphodiesterase activity
Source: RefSeq, a predicted model, not a curated record
AAAGCCAGUUUCCACAUUUUCACUUCACGUGUGCUGCGAUGAGUCAGUUUCGCUUUCAGCAUUAUUUCGAAGGAUGCCGGAAGUUGUUUUGUUGCCGUCAGUUUCGGUUACGCGCUGGCUGCUGCGCUGUCAUUCUAGACAACGGAAGAAAUUCUGGCAGGCAGUCAGCAUGUGAGGGGGUGGACAGGAUACCUGCGUGGAGUCGGUAUUUUCAUCUUCCUCGGUAGAUAUAAGGGGCGCACUCAAGCUGAUCCGAAGACAACACCAAGAAUGGACGACUGUCGUCAGCAAACGCUGCUGUUUACGUUCGGCGUGAUAGCUGACAUUCAGUACGCAGACAUCGACGACGGCUACAAUUACACUCGGACUCGUAGGCGAUACUACCGAAGCGGUCUCCAGCUCUUGAGAAAUGCUCGGAAAAGUUGGUCGGAAUCAGCUGUCAAGCCAGCAUUUAUUCUCCAGCUGGGAGAUAUUAUCGACGGCUUUAACAAGCCCAAGGACGCCUCGGAGCGCGCGCUGGACACCGUGCUGAGAGAGCUGAGCUCCUGCCCCGCGGAGGUGUAUCAUGUAUGGGGAAACCACGAGUUUUAUAACUUCAGCAGGAGCGCGCUGCUGCGUUCAAAGCUCAACAGCACGCUCCACACUGACAGGAGCAUGAGCACUGCCCCGGCCGGCUCCGGCAUAUAUGCUUACAGUUUCAGCCCUUUCCCCGGGUUUACAUUUGUUGUCCUGGAUGCCUAUGAUGUGAGCCUGCUGGGAAGAGAGAAGGCCAGUGAACAAUAUGUCGAUGCUAUGAAUUUGAUAAAGCAGUAUAACAAAAACGAAGAUCUCAACUGCCCUCCAGCAUUUAACAAUCUCACGCAGAGAUUCACAAUGUUCAAUGGUGGGUUCAGUAAGGACCAGCUGGACUGGUUAGACUCUCUUCUAUCAUCAGCUGAUGAGAAACAAGAAAAGGUCACAAUUGUCAGUCACCUCCCCAUCCACCCAGACUGCACAGACACCAUUUGCCUCGCAUGGAACUUUGAAGAGCUCCUGGCCGUCAUACGCUCCCACACCAGUGUGGUGUGUUACAUGGCGGGACACGCCCACGACGGUGGAUACUGCCAAGACGAAGAUACAGGAGUGCACCACCUGACGGUUGAUGGGGUGAUUGAGACACCACCUGACAGCAAUGCAUUCGCCACAGUCUCUGUAUAUGGAGACAGGAUGGAGCUGAAAGGAUACGGGAGUAUCACAGAUCGAGUGUUUCUGUUUCCAUCCAGACAAAAGGACACAUACUGUAAUUAAAGAAUCACAACUUUAUCACUUCUGUCUUGAAAAAGAAUUAUUGAAGAAUUAUUUCUUGUGUGAGUCCAGUCCACCAGUUAGUUAGUGAUACACCUAGGAACUAAUUUAGAAUUUUUUUGAAAGUGUCCUUUUGUGUUUAAUCACACCUGGAGCUGUGAUGGAACUGUUUGGAUUUUGAGAAAUGUUCUUCAGACUGGGAACUUGAAGGAUGUUUCGCUGAGGAAGUGGGAAUAUUAUGAGUACACCUUACAAGAAGAUAGUGUUCUCGCUGCUUUCCACUUUACAGCACUGAGCUUUUUAAGUUAUUUUCAAAUGGAAAAACACUGACAAAUUAGGAACUAUUUAAGGGAUUGUAAUAUGAUAAUAUGAAAACAGCAGCAUACUUUACAAAUACAGUAGCUCAGAUAUUGUAUUGACACUUAUGUUGUUUUUUAAUUUAUGACAGCGUGUGAAUGAUAACACACCAAAUUGGUGACAACACUUGAUUGAAAGUGUUUGAUUAAGACUGUAUGAAAUAAAGUGAAAAUAAAAACCUAUCUAUGCUCAGUGGAUAC